Molecule: messenger RNA, 666 nt
Organism: Drosophila guanche
Lineage: Eukaryota; Metazoa; Arthropoda; Insecta; Diptera; Drosophilidae
Product: pheromone-regulated membrane protein 8-like
Exons: 1
Source: RefSeq, a predicted model, not a curated record
AUGUAAUCUCCCUUGGAGAGUAACGAUGCUGAAUCGGAUACGCUCAAUGAAAGAAAUGUAGCUCUUCCUGAGGACACGUUCAACUCGUACCGGGGUUAUUUGCUUAAUGAAAUGCUUCAUUAUAAACCAAUAAUGUUUUUUGUCCUGAUAAUUGUGAGUUUGAUCUUAUCAAUUGUGUUUUUUCAUGGUAACUUCGUAUUCGUUGGGAUUAUUAUCUUGCUCAUUUUCCUCACAUGCUUCAUUUUAAUAGUUCCUGUAUGCCUUUUCAGGAUGCGUAUAAAUGCUCGAGAUUUCAAGAUCAAGCUUUUGGUGGAAGUAAUCACACGCAAGCCAGCGGUGAAGGGGAAGGAAUGGAGGACAAUUACAUAUAAUGUGAAUCGGUACAUAUUUGAUCAUGGGCUAUGGAAUACACCCUACUACUUUUACCGUGACGAAGAUUGCCACCGUUAUUUUCUACGCCUUAUUGAGGGAAAAACUUUUGAGAAGCAAGAGAAGUCGUCAACGAGCAAUGUGACGGACGGACAACGAAAUAAAGGUGUUGAAACUUUCACCUUUCAUUCCAAACCAAGUUUACAAAAGUGUCUUUCCAAGGCAGCGGAAAUCGAACAACAAUCUCAAAAGGAUCACUGGCAGGAGCAAUGUGCAGAUAUCGGUUUGCUUUUCUAA